AUGCCUUGCCUGUGGACAUUCCAUGAGCAGCAAGAGCACGAGAACAAGAAGAAGAAGAAGAAGCUGAAUAAGAACAACAAGAGUCGCGAUUGCGUCUCCAAAGGGAAACUGGAGAAGGGUGUGGGCUUCUUUAUCAGAGAAAAAGGGCCGAGCGGCGCACAAGGCUGGGGGGAGGCUAUGGUAAUCUAUGCAGGCAGACUAGUGCCGGGCGUCGGAACCAGAUGGGAAUGGCUCGAGGUGGGUGAGGUGAUAGCAGCAGUGGUUUUGGUGGUGCGCUCGUUCGCUCGACAGCGACGACAGACGGCGGCUGGCGGUGAUGAAUUGUGCAGUCGCGGUUUGUCACGACAGGCAGGCAGCGCUCUAGGGGCUUUGUGGUGGCGAAAGAGGGCAGCGCAGUGUGCGCCAGGGGGCGGUUUCGGCAAGGAUGACGAUGCGGGCGUGCGUCUUCCAGAAGACGGCGGUGGCCAAUCAGGGGGCGGCAGCGACUGGCCGCUUUAA
Molecule: messenger RNA, 498 nt
Organism: Alternaria arborescens
Lineage: Eukaryota; Fungi; Ascomycota; Dothideomycetes; Pleosporales; Pleosporaceae
Exons: 1
Coding region: 1-498 (165 amino acids)
Source: RefSeq, a predicted model, not a curated record